AUCCCUCUGCAUUGUUAAAACAUUUUCGUUAUGCACGGCGAUGCGGUACAGAGCUCAAUUUGGCCACUGUGUCUCAAGAGGCUCGGCAAUUGCGUCACACCAUCCAUACCGCGACUCCGACCACCUUUCGGAUCAAGCAUACAUUUUAUUUUACUGCGUCACCAUUUAGACCCAUGGACCGUGACUGGUUCUCUUCAUUUCUUUCUUAAAAAUAUUUCAACAGGUAAUAAGGAUGUAACUAUAGGACCUACACUUUUUUCCUUUCCCACUAUACUGUAUCUGAGGGAGAAUGGCUGAAGACAAACAUCAUGGACAGGGCAUAUUAUCUUACAUGGAAGUCCCAUGACUGUCACCACGGGUGCGUUCAAGACAAAGUUGAUUUCCAGUGUGUAAAUGGAGAGUUGAGGUAUAUUAAGCAAUUGUAGCCUACAUUUGCAUGCAUCUUUAUUAGUGUAGAUGAGCUGUCCACAACUUUCACAAUUUGUCUGGAAUUCAAUGAAACACUGCAAGAACGAAAUAUUGCACACAAGUCUGUUACUACUGUGGCAACAGCAAUUACUUCAUAAAACAUGUAUUUGGUAGAACAACGUGACUGAAUUCGGUUUGGAUUUGCAUGGAUUUGGGUGUAAACUAUAACAGUAUGUCAGGUUUUGAGAUUGGCUUCAACUCAAAUUAGGGAAUCAAGGGAAAAAAAAACGGUAUGAAGGCAACUGUAUGGGCAUGGGGAGUUAUUUUACCUGGACAAAGGUCAGCUUUAUGAGGGCUUCUGGGUGGACCGAGUGGCCAAAUGGACUUUGGAAGAGAAGAGGCAACAACAACAACCACAAUAUACACAACUCCUAAGCGCUCCAUCUGCCGGACAAUGUACGACGAAAAUGAGGACUUCUCUGAUGUUGAAGAAAUUGCAAAUGUCAGGGGUUUUAAUCUGGAGGAGAAACUUGUUAGCAAUUCGUACAACAGACAUUUCGUUCAGUUGAUGGACGGCAAAGAUUUCACUUAUGAGUAUGUUCAAAGAGAAGCACUUCAGACCCCUCUUAUUUUCAAAGCCAAAGAUGGACUGGGGCUCAGAAUGCCAGACCCGGAGUUCACCGUCAGUGAGAUUAAGGGUUUGGUUGGUAGCCGUCGUGCCGUUGAUGUGAUGGACGUGAGCACUCAGAAAGGCUCUGAGAUGAGCAUGGCCCAGUUUGUCCGCUACUAUGAGACGCCUGAGGAGGAGCGGGACAAACUCUUUAAUGUUAUCAGCCUGGAGUUCAGCCACACCAAACUGGAGAACCUCGUCAAGAGGCCCACUGUGGUGGAUCUAGUGGACUGGGUGGACAACAUGUGGCCCCUUAAACUGAAACAAAGACAAACUGAAGCCACUAAUGUCAUCUCAGAGAUGAAGUACCCCAAAGUACAGAAGUACUGUUUGAUGAGCGUGAAGGGCUGCUAUACUGACUUCCACAUUGAUUUCGGGGGCACGUCUGUGUGGUAUCACGUGUUCAAGGGAGGAAAGGUGUUCUGGCUGGUGCCUCCGACACCUCAUAACCUUGCACUGUAUGAGGACUGGGUUCUGUCAGGCAAGCAGAGUGACGUCUUCCUGGGAGAUCGUGCAGAUGGCUGCCAGAGAGUUGAGCUAAAACAGGGCUACACCUUCUUCAUCCCCUCUGGCUGGAUUCAUGCAGUCUACACCCCCGAGGACACACUGGUGUUCGGAGGCAACAUUCUGCACAGCUUUAACAUUCCCAUGCAACUCUCAAUCUAUGAGAUAGAGAACAGGACUAAGGUUCAUUCCAAGUUCCGCUACCCGUUCUACAAUGAGAUGUGCUGGUAUGUCCUGGAGAGGUACGUGCACUGCCUGACCAAGCGCUCCCAUCUCGCUCCGGAGUUUCACAGAGAUCCUCUGCUAAUCGAUUUGGAGACGAAGCUGAGCACUGAGAGCCCCUCCUCUGACUCGCGGAGUCAGGACAUGGACGAGGAGGACUCCUGCGAGACGCAGCAGGAACAAGAUGAACGGAGUGACAGGUCAGCAUUUGAUGACCCUUGCUCUCCUGAUAACAGGAAGGGUAAACCCAGCGCCCCUCAGCCUCUUAAAGCUGCCUUGGAUGAUAGCUGCAUCCCCACCUCCAUCCAGCCUCCAGAGCUCCCCAAAACCCCCUCUGGUUCACCAGGCUCAGAGUCUCAGAGUAAAUGGACUCAUUUGACUGAGUUUGAACUGAAGGGCCUUAAGGCCCUGGUGGAGAAGCUGGAAGCACUCCCCGAAAAUAAGAAAUGUGUCCCAGAUGGCAUGGAGGACCCCCAGGCCCUGCUUGAUGACAUGAAGGUUGUCUUGAAGGAACAUGAAGACGAUGAUCCCAAAAUGGCUGCCACUGGUGUACCUGUGGUGUGCUGGCCCAAGAAGUCUUCCAAGCAGCAGAGACCUCCUAACAGGCCCAAACCCAAAAUGGUGGCCUCGUCUCCUGCGCCUGCGGUCAAGCUGUCGGCCAGCCGGAGCACGUCUGGGGCCCGGAGAAGGAGGACGCGAUGUCGGAAGUGUGAGGCGUGCCUGAGGACAGAGUGUGGAGAAUGCCACUUCUGUAAAGACAUGAAGAAGUUUGGAGGGCCGGGUCGCAUGAAACAGUCCUGCAUCAUGAGGCAGUGUAUCGCGCCUGUCCUGCCCCACACUGCGGUGUGUCUGGUGUGUGGGGAGGCAGGGAAGGAGGACACGGUGGAGGAAGAGGAGGACAAAUUUAACCUCAUGCUCAUGGAGUGCUCCAUCUGCAAUGAGAUAGUCCAUCCCCUCUGCCUAAAGGUGAAGAAUUCUGGUGGAGUUGUAAAUGAAGAGUUGCCAAACUGCUGGGAGUGUCCAAAAUGCAACCAUGCAGGGAAGACCGGGAAAGCUGUCAAGCAAAAAAGAGGACCAGGGUUCAAGUACGCGUCCAACCUUCCCGGGUCGCUGCUGAAGGACUCGCGAUUAAACCGUGAUGUUAAGGAAGAGUCCGACCUGCCCGGGUCGCUACUGAAGGACUCGCGAUUGAACCGUGACGUUAAGGAAGAGUCCGACCUGCCCAGUGUGCCAACAUCACCCACUGCAGUGAAGAGGAAGGCAGAGCGUGAUGACACCCCCAAGAGGAAAGCUGAGGAAUAUCCUCCUCUGAAGAAACGUUCUCCCAUGUUGUUACCUCAUCCCCGACCCAGGCCUGAGGACAACCCUCUGAGGAAGAAGAGGAAGCUGUUCGACAUCAAAGAUGAGGACGAGCCUCCUGUUGUCAAGAAAAAGAAGAAGCCCCCAAAACCUGAUGACAACUUCACCUCCAAGCUGUUACGGCCCAUCAAGCAAGAGAAAGUUGAUGAGGACGAAGACCAUGAAGAUGACAGAUACACAGGGGACAGGGUUGCAGCUAAAGGGAAAAGAGAAGAGGAGGAAGAUAAGGAGGAUGAUGAGGAGGAAGAAGAGGAGAAAGAUGGUGUAGAGGACAGUAAAGACGGUAAAAUAAAGACUAUGCUGAGUCCACUGCUACGGACGUCUGCAGCCAGAGAGAGUGACCAGUCCUGCUCCAGCUCUCCCCGGGCAGGGCCCAGCAGUGAGGGGGGCGAUGCCCCAGACAAGACACUUGGCCAGCUGAAGGCACACCAGCGACGCCGCCUACCCAACAAAGAGCUGAGCAAGGAGCUGAGCAAAGAGCUCAACCUGGAGAUCCAGAAGACCGAGGACUGCUUGGCCAAUCAGAACCGCAGAACACUGAAGGGGGAGAACAGCCCAACCAAUAACAACCGUCGACCACUGAAGACUGAGGACUCCUCUAUCAAUCAGAACCGCAGACCACUAAAAACAGAGGACUCCCCCACCAAUCAUAACCGCAGGCCAAUUAAGACAGAGGAUGGCCUAUCCAAUCACAACCGUCGACCAUUGAAGACAGAGGACUGCUUGGCCAAUCAGAACCACAGGCCAAUGAAGACGGAGCCUGAGAGUGACGGGGAGGAGCCUAAGCCCAAACGGCCACUCGACAACGGCAGCAGUGACCUCGGAGACUGGCUCCACCCCAGGGGGCGGGAGGUGAAUGGGACGCCCCGCCAGCUCUCGCCCCUGGGGUGGAACCGCAGCCCUCCGAUCACACCUAUUUGCCCACGCCCCCCUCCCUGCCACUCACCGCCCAAGUGUGUACAGAUGGAGCGUCACGUGAUCCGGCCGCCUCCCAUCAGCCCCCCACCAGACAGACUUCCCCUGGAUGACGGACAGGCCCACGUGAUGCGCAGGGAGGUGUGGAUGGUCGUGUUCAGCCACCUCGCACACAGAGACCUGUGUGUCUGCAUGCGUGUCUGUAAGACCUGGAACAGAUGGUGCUGUGAUAAGAGACUGUGGACGCAGAUCGAUCUGAACCGCUGUAAGUCAAUCACUCCCCUCAUGCUGAGUGGCAUCAUCCGCAGACAGCCUGUGGCUCUGGACCUCAGCUGGACCAACAUCUCCAAGAAGCAGCUCAGCUGGCUCAUCAACAGACUGCCAGGUCUGCGGAUGCUGCUCCUCUCAGGCUGCUCCUGGGUGGCUGUGUCUGCCCUCUGCACCGCCAGCUGCCCGCUGCUGCGGACCCUGGACGUCCAGUGGGUAGAGGGUCUCAAAGACGCCCAGAUGAGGGAUCUGCUCUCACCCCCCACAGACAACAGACCAGGUCAGCUGGACAACAGGAGUAAGCUGCGAAAUGUGGUGGACCUGCGUCUGGCCGGGCUGGACAUCACGGACACCUCUCUGCGCCUCUUCAUCCGCUACAUGCCCCAGCUGACCAGACUGGACCUGAGCUACUGCAACCACGUCACUGACCAGUCAGUCAACAUCCUGACCGCUGCAGGGACCACCACCAGAGACUCGCUCACUGACAUCAACCUCUCCGUGUGCAACAGAGUCACGGACCAGUCCCUGACUUACUUCAAGCGCUGUGGAAGCAUCUGUCAUAUUGACUUGCGAUACUGCAAGCAGGUGACCAAAGAGGGCUGCGAGCAAUUCAUUGCUGAGAUGUCAGUGAGUGUACAGUUUGAACUAGUAGAGGAGAAACUCCUGCUGAAACUCAGCUAGUGGACAAACAGCAGGUUGACGAAGACUGUACUGUAUGCACUGGCUAGCUAGGAAACUCGUCAGAAUAAGGAACUGGCAAGGGUGAUGUUAUCACCAUGGAGACAGUGUUGUAUUUCACGCACCUCUGUGCAAAAAAACAACGGCAUAAGACAUUUUGAAAGUGACUGUUGCCCUGAUACUCAUUGAAUGGCUCUUGUGCUGCUGAAGCAAGAAUGUUUUCCAAAACAGGAUGUUCAACAUGUAAGGCAGGACACCUGGCUGUACUGGAAAUUUGACAGAGCAUGUUUUGUUUUUUUUCUUCCUUUGUCUUUGCUAAGAUAUUGAAGUAUUUAAUUUUUUCUUUCUGCAAGUGAAUACAUACAUACAUAAAUACAGUGGGGCAAAAAAGUAUUUAGUCAGCCACCAAUUGUGCAAGUUCUCCCACUUAAAAAGAU
This is a messenger RNA of Oncorhynchus mykiss (rainbow trout), 5460 nucleotides long. RefSeq names its product lysine-specific demethylase 2B. NCBI's taxonomy places the organism in Eukaryota, Metazoa, Chordata, Actinopteri, Salmoniformes, Salmonidae. The record is from RefSeq and is a predicted model, not a curated record. Gene Ontology annotation, molecular function: DNA binding; zinc ion binding; protein binding.